AUUGUAUAUUACGUAUUUUUGCAUUAAACAUUAACAAGUAUGAUAUAUUUUACAAAUUAACAAUUACCUUUAAAUAUAUGACUGUAUAACAUUUGUACAAUAGAUUAAUAUCACGUUUUUGUUAUUCAUACGAGUAGUAGUAGUUUAUUGUUCAUAGUAGAAAAGAAAUAUUUGUACAACAGUGUAGUACAGCACUAAAUUAAUUUAAUUAUUUAUAUAUGUCGUUAUGUUUAAUAUUCUCAAGAGAUCAGUAUAUAAAACAAUGCAAUUCUAAAAGAUUCUAAAGAUUACUUGUAAGGUUUUAUUAACUUUGUAUUGAGAGGAAUAUUUGAAAUAAAUUAUUAAACAUAUAAUUUUUUAUAAUAUACAUACAAAAAUUAAGGUAUAAGUUACAAAAUCCGUUUCUUUUAUCUUUUUUCGUUACAUUUAUUUUAUAUAUUAUAAGUUAAUGUCAUACGAUUUAAUAAGUAGUAUCUUACACUAUCGUAUGAGAUAUUUCAUUUCUUUUAUCUUCCACGAUAAAAGAAUAGUCUCGAUAAUUAUCAAUGUCAAUUGAAUAGAAAUUUCCGAAGGUCGUUCGUUUAUUGUUGUUCUUCUCUGUUUAAACGAAAAUUUGUCGCAGUCAUGUAAUUAUGUGGGUCGAAUAAAAAAAAAUUUAUUCGAUAAGUAAUAAUUAAUGAUAAUAAAAAUUAUUCUCGCAAGAUUAAAAAUCAUUUUUCUUUGUCAAGUCAUUGUAAUCAUAAUUCGCGCUAUCUUUUCGUCAGAUGGCGCAGUAGAUCAUCAUUAGAUUUAUUCCGUUCUUACAUCGAUUCAGUUCUCUUGUAGAUCAUUUUUAGUUAAGAAGAUUUUCCUAAAUAAAAUCGUUUCGCUCUUUGUGUACAAAUGACAGAUAAUUAAAAAAAGUGACAAUUUCUUAAAAUAAAACUAAAGGAUCACGUAAUCGAAGAUAAGAUAGUUUUUAAUUGGUGAGAUAACGGAUAUGUAAAAAAAGUUGCAUUUAUAUUUGUAACUUAUAUAGAAUGACAGACUCAAAAGUUUACGUUUGUCAAUUAUCUCAAAAGGAAAGGGAUUAUGCAGCGGCAAAUUUAAACGAGACAGAUGACAAUAGAUCGCAGAAGAUCGAAGAAAUACGCGAAUGGAUUUUAAAAAAUGACAAUCUGCACGCUUGUACUGACGACUUCUUCAUUCUACGUUUUUUAAGAGCUUGCAAAUUUAAUAUUGAAACAACGAAAUAUAAGUUUUGGAAUUAUCAUGAACAAAGAGGUAACAGUCCAGAAUGGUACGCAAAUAAAGAUCCAUUUCUGGUAGAAUUACAGGAUAUGUUUGAAUUAGGAGUAUUUUUGCCAAUGAGAAAAUUAGAUAAUGAAGGGAGAAUGGUGGUUUUAAUUCGAAUCGCCGCCCAUGAUCCUAAUAAACACAAGCAAGCGGAUAUGUUAAAGGCUUCUUUGAUGAUCUUGGAUCUCGCAAUAAGAGAAAACGAAUCCGCUUCGUUGCAUGGUAUAAUAGCUAUUUUGGAUUUAGCGGGUAUCUCUCUUGGUCAUGCGAUUCAAUUUUCACCAAGUGUUAUUAAAAAGUUGGUUCAUGCUUGGCAAGGUUGUUAUCCUUUAAGAAUACAAGCAUUAGAGUUUAUAAAUUCACCGACUUAUGUCAAUGUUGUCUUAAACGUAUUCAAAAAUUUUAUGGUCGACAAACUUAAACGAAGAGUACACGUGUAUACGCGCGGAAAGAAAACUUUUCUCGAUAUAGUUCAAUGUGAUAUAUUACCAAUCGAGUAUGGUGGUACCGACGGAUCUAUAAAUGAUUUAAAAGAUUACUGGAAAUGUCAAGUGGAAGAAAAUCGAGCGUGGUUCGCUAUGGAAGAAUGUUAUAAAGUUAAAAAUUAAAUAAAAUAUAAAUAUAUACAUAUGUAUAUUAAUGGUAAAGUUUAGGAAUUUUGCAUAUAAAUCUGGUAUUAUGAUCAUCUCGGAGACAUUGUAAAAGAUAAUAUAGUUUUAACAUAUUAAUAUUUAAGAUAUAACAUAAGAGGAUGCUGAAGGACAAUAGGUGGAGUCAAAAGUGUUUAAAUAAUUUUAAAAAUCAAUUACUUUUUUUUCGCGUUUUUAGGCUAGUAAUUAGGAUUGUAAUUUUAUAAUUAGAAGAAAUAAAAAUUAGUUUGAAAAUUUUAAUUAAUAUUUCAAAUCACUUAAAAAUUUUUGACUCAACCUGUUACUCUAAUAUUUUUAUUUUUAUACGAAUUAUUCAGAUUAUUUAUAGAAGAGAUGUACAAUAUAAAAUAUUAUAAUAUUAAUAAUAUAAUAUUAUAUAAUAUUAUAUACAUAUGAUCUUUAAUAAAGUUAUUCAUCAACUUA
Messenger RNA from Vespula vulgaris, 2348 nucleotides. Its product is annotated as retinol-binding protein pinta-like. Gene Ontology annotation, cellular component: membrane. The transcript has 5 exons. The record is from RefSeq and is a predicted model, not a curated record. Lineage: Eukaryota; Metazoa; Arthropoda; Insecta; Hymenoptera; Vespidae. The coding region runs from base 1020 to 1883 and encodes 287 amino acids. Gene Ontology annotation, molecular function: phosphatidylinositol bisphosphate binding.